Molecule: messenger RNA, 1389 nt
Organism: Rangifer tarandus platyrhynchus (Svalbard reindeer)
Lineage: Eukaryota; Metazoa; Chordata; Mammalia; Artiodactyla; Cervidae
Source: the annotation of a GenBank genome assembly
AUGGAACAGGAUGCACUCAUGGAACCCUUCAGCAGCACGGCUGGGGUCCUUCGGUGCAAAAUAUACCUCCUUCUCUUAGGUGCUUGCUCGGGGCUGAAGGUGGCAGUGCCAUCACAGACCGUCCAUGGCAUCAGGGGUCAGGCUCUCUACCUCCCCGUGCACUAUGGAUUCCACACUCCAGCAUCAGACAUCCAGGUCAUAUGGCUUUUUGAGAGACCCCAUACGAUGCCCAAGUACUUGCUGGGCUCUGUGAACAAGUCUGUGGUUCCCGACUUGGAAUACCAGCACAAAUUCACCAUGAUGCCACCCAACGCCUCCCUGCUCAUCAACCCGCUGCAGUUCACCGACGAAGGCAAUUACAUUGUGAAGAUCAACAUCCAGGGGAACGGAACUCUGUCAGCUAGUCAGAAGAUUCAAGUCACAGUUGAUGACCCUGUCACGAAACCAGUGGUGCAGGUUCAGCCUUCCUCUGGGGCUGUGGAGUACGUGGGGAACAUGACUCUGACGUGCCUCGUGGAAGGGGGCAGCCGGCGGGUUUACCAGUGGCUGAAGAAUGGGAGGCCUGUCCACACCAGCUCCACCAACUCCUUCUCUCUUCAGAACAACAGCCUUCACAUUGCUCCAGUGACCAAAGAAGACAUUGGGAAUUACAGUUGUCUGGUGAAGAACCCUGUCAGUAAGAUGGAAAGCGACAUCAUUAUGCCUACCAUAUACUAUGGACCUUAUGGACUUCGAGUUAAUUCUGAUAGAGGACUAAAAGUAGGGGAAGUGUUCACUGUGGAUAUUGGAGAAGCCAUCUUGUUUGAUUGUUCUGCUGAUUCUUAUCCUCCCAACACCUACUCCUGGAUCCAGAGGACAAACAACGCCACAUAUGUCAUUAAGCAUGGGCCUCGCUUGGAAGUUGCAUCUGAGAAAAUAGCCCAGAAGACAACCGACUAUGUGUGCUGUGCUUACAACAACAUAACUGGAAGGCGAGAUGAAACUCACUUCACCAUCAUCAUCACUUCUGUAGGAAUAGAGAAGCUUGCACAGAAAGGGAAAUCAUUGUCCCCUUUAGCAAGUAUAACUGGAAUAUCACUCUUUUUGAUUAUAUCCAUGUGUCUUCUUCUCUUAUGGAAAAAAUUUCAACCCUACAAAGUUAUAAAACAAAAGCUAGAAGGCAGGCCAGAAACAAUAUACAGGAAAGCACGAACAUUUUCAGGCCACGAGGAUGCGCUGGAUGACUUUGGAAUAUACGAAUUUGUUGCUUUCCCAGAAGCUUCUGGUGUUGCCAGGAUGCCCACAAGAUCUGUUCCAGCCUCUGAUGGUAUACCAGGGCAAGAUCUGCACAGUACAAUUUACGAAGUUAUUCAGCACAUCCCUGCCCAACAGCAAGAUCAUCCAGAGUAA